CUCUGUCCUUGAGCAGUGUGUGCAGACAUAGGAAUAAGUCCUCCUGGUAUUGAGCUGUUGCUGCCUCUUCCUCCGGUAGGGGGUAGCCUAUUGAACAAACAGGACCCGUCUUCGAGUCUGGCCCGUUUGGGACUCAGAGCAGCAAAGACCCAUCCCCCGAUGCUACUGCCGCACCUGCCGCCAACGUUAUCAAUUGCGUAUCAUGGAAAUACAGCAAGGACGCACUUUUUCCUAGACGGAACAUCAGAGUCUAGACGGGGGCCAAAAUGAGCAACGACUACGAGGCAUCAGUCACCCCCAGCUGGCUGACCUCUGACCCCACUGUCUGGUCCAGCAGCGGAGACGGAUUCACAGACAACGCCACUUACCCAUCUAUGGACUCCUUCCCCCCGCUGCCCCCUCUCCUGUUCAAUCCCUGGGACAUCUUGCUGUGCUCCUCAGGGACCCUCAUCGCCUGUGAAAACGCCCUGGUGGUACUGGUGAUCUGGCAGAACCCGUCUCUCCGAGCCCCCAUGUUCCUGCUGAUCGGCAGCCUGGCCCUGGCUGAUCUCCUGGCUGGUCUGGGCCUGGUGCUCCACUUUACCUUGGCCUACCUGCUGAGGUCUGACUUGGCCCAGCUGCUGACUGUGGGUCUGGUGGUGGCCUCCUUCUCAGCCUCCGUCUUCAGCCUGCUGGCCAUCACCAUAGACCGUUACCUGUCUCUCUACUACGCCCUGACCUACAACUCAGAGCGCACCGCUGCCUUCACCUACACCAUGCUGGUCCUCCUCUGGGGCCUGUCUCUCUGUCUGGGCCUACUUCCCGUCACGGGGGUGAACUGCCUGGCAGAGGAGUCGACGUGCAGCGUGGUGCGCCCCCUGACUAAGAACAACGUGGCAGUGCUGUCCGUAUCCUUCCUCCUGCUGUUUGGCCUCAUGCUGCAGCUGUAUGUGCAGAUCUGUAAGAUCGUCAUGCACCACGCCCACCAGAUUGCCUUGCAGCAUCACUUCCUGUCCGCCUCGCCCCACUACGUCACAACCGGGAAUGGCGUGUCCACGCUGGCCAUCAUCCUGGGGACGUUUGCCGCCUGCUGGAUGCCCUUCACCGUCUACUCCCUGGUCGCCGACUACACGUACCCGCCUCUCUACACCUACGCCACCCUGGUGCCCGCCACCUACAACUCAGUCAUCAACCCAGUGAUCUACGCCUUCAGGAACCAGGAUAUCCAGAAGGCUCUGUGGCUGGUGUGUUGUGGCUGUAUACCGGCCAGGGUGGCCCACAGGGCCCGGACCCCCAGCCACGUCUGACCCAGACACGGGCCCCGGGAGGGAAGGAGAGAGGUGCCCUGGGCAGAGGGAGGAAGGCAGACAGGCAGCCUGAGCUCAGGCAGAUGGCUGGAAAGGACGGUCUGCGUGCAUAGUAAUUUUAGCCGCUUUUACUGAUGUGGGCUUUUUUCCUCAAAAGGAUUGAGAGAUUAUUAUUAGAUUAUUAAAGAUUGUGCCACUUUACGCACAUCAGAUAAAGGGCUUGUGUGUGUGUGUAUACAAAAAGAUAGGAUGUCGCACGGACAGAGAAGGAGGAAGAGAGGAGGAGAAGUGGAGUGAGUGAUGACAGAGGGGGGGGUGAUUAUCAAGAUGCAUACAAGAUGAAGUCGGGCUGAGCGCUUAAGCAUCUUGUCUCGCUGCUGCACUCUGAACGUGCCUUGAAAGCUAAAUAACCACGGGAGGCUAAAAAUAGCCCGGGUGCGCUGUGAUCCGCGCGCCGUGCGUUCGACACAGACUCCAUGCAAAGAAACAAAGCCACGGAGGUGGAGAGCGGGCGCCUAUCUUCCCCUUCCUCCCUCCUUCCAUCCACUUUUCUUUCUCUCUCUUCAUCUCUCCCUAUUUGGCUUUAAAGCCCCCACCCUUGAGCGUGUGAGAAUGUAGGCUAUUAUGAUGUUCUGCUUGCUUUACAUUCUGAGAGGUGACAACAGCCUCGGAAGAUAAGUCCCCUGAUACCUGUAGCACGCACCAUUAACCCUCCAAAUGCCUUUAUUUUAUGGUAAGGUCUGGCUUUGAUAGUUUUGAUAUCUCUGUUUUGUCCCUCCACUUCUUCAUACAUAAACAGGUCUACUAAUCAUACCUAAUUCAUUGGGCACUGCAGGCACAUUGGGUAGGCAGGCUGACUGUUCUAGAAUGUAGAGUGUGAAAUGUUCCCUCUGUGAAUCCAGUUGGUUGUCCCAGCGACUCAGUUUGCAGUUAGGCCAGCAGGGUGUUGUUGAAACUGAAUGUAUUUUUAGAUUCAUUUGAUCUCUUAGCCUGUCCAUAAGGUUAUGAAAACGCCUGAUCCUCACCCCAACCUUCAACCUACAUGUUGCAUAGGGCUUUAAUGUAAACCGUUUCCCCUAAUAGCCAGGCCUAGGCACGUUGGCUAAACCAUCACGAUCACUCAGCGCUUUCCCUCUCCCCACUUCCCCUCUCCCCACCUGUUAUAAUCAAACCAGUCAGUCACACUCAGGCCUAAUACUUUGGCAUUAUCCUAAUAUAUGGUUUGUGAAUUUAAAAAGCACUCUAAAAUAUAAAGUAGCAAUCAUAUUUGUUUUCCUUUUUCAUGAAAAUGGCAUCAUCAGCAGUCCACAUUCAAGUCUUCUAACUGAUACUCUGAACCUCAUCCUGUUGCAAAACAGAAAACCUGAAUGGAAUAAUCUAUGAAUGCUGAGCCAAUCAGAAAAAUGUAUGAUCAUGGAAAUUCAUAAUGUACAUAUAGAAUAUAGAACCCUAAACCCACCCCUCUCUUUCCCUAUACCACAUCUAUGACUGGCCAUAUCCAGAUGACCGGCCAUAUCCAGAUUACCAAUUUCCUAAGUGACAGACCCUGGCACAAUGUCUGGUUCAGAUCUUUGGAUAGCAAGAAAGGAGAGAGCAGUGUUGUUGUUCCAGCUUUGGAUGUCUCCUGCCCCCUGGAACCACUUCCUUACCCUGGCUGACAAAUGCCCACCACCCCCUGACCCUAGCCAGUGUUAAGGACGUCACGCUGCUUGCCAAUUCCUCCUGAUUCGCUCACACCGAGGCACGAUCGAACCCAGGAUUUACACUUUGCUAGCACACGCGAUCGCCCUCCUUGACAACGUACCAACCGUUUGAGCUAUCGAAAAGGAUGAAAGGCAGUAGCUCCAUCGGUGAUAUUUCAAGCUAGCUGUGGAGUGAGUUUACGGUACACGUUCUUAAGCGCUUCCAGAUCCUCAUUCUGCCCCGUCAUAUCAGCACGUCAUAUCAGCGCGCAGCAGUAACUAAGUGUUAGUUACUUCAUGGACAGAUAGCAAUAACAGCCUUUCUCUCCCCAGUAACAUGACCAAGUCCAGCAUGACUUGUAUACAACGAGAACAACCAACAGCCCUUCUACGAUGCCUAGCAGAGUCCUUAUACACCAGGCCCAAACAAGGACUCAACUUCCCAAGACUUGUGCUGUAUGUGAUUUCUCCAAAUGGGGAAAUCAGAUCUUGAUUUACGUGUUUUGUUUUUGAAAAUGUGAAUGUGACAGGAUACUGACUGCCACCGCCUAGUAUUCUGUCAUUAGUCAUUACAAUGUCACUGCCUUUUUUUAUUCUGAAUCUACUGCUCUAUUCUCUGGCUAUGGUCUUAUUCAAUAUCUGACAAUGAAUGAAAUUGGACUCCGUAAGAAAAUAUCUUACAAGUUUUCAGUUGCAUCUGCCUAUGAAGUGUUUUAGAGUGUUGUAAACCUAAGCGUCUGUGAAUAAGGAAAAUGUUCAUUAUACUUCUAUGGCUUGUAUGGUGGUUUGUGAUCAGCAGCACAGACCUCCUGUAUAUCUGUCUCCAUGGGGACAGUGGCUCUGAGGACUUACUUCCAGUGUGACCCUUUGACCUCAGAGGAAAUUGUCUGCUUGUCUUCCUAUCAUUCUGAGAGAAGUGACCUUCUGAGUUAAGUGACAAAUUCCACCACAGGAAUGAAAUAGAGAAGGAUGUGUUGAAAUUAAUAGCAGAAGCAAAGAUAGUACUGUAUGGUGUACGUGUGCUGCGGCUGACAGCCGUAGUGAGGGGUUAAGGCAAUGACGUCACGUGACUGAUGGAAAAAUAACCUAUAUCGUUAUCACAGGUUCUGGUGGCUCUUCACAGACAAACAAUAAUACCAAGAAAACACUCUCCUUUACCUUUGAAGAAUAAUCUAUUUUGUUAUAUUUAUUGAAAGUCUCUAUAUUUUUUCUCCUCAGCGUUGUCUCACCUGAAUUAUGAUGUAUCUAAAGUGUCUUGUAUUUUAAUGCGCUGUAGAGCCUCUUCUGAAUGUAUUGGUAAAGAAAUUAUUGUUUAUUUUAUAUGGCAUCCUGUUGACCAAUUCGAUUCUGUAAAUAGAGCAUGCAUAUCAUUAUAGGGGUGUUCUGACAUCAUGUAUGGUGCUACCUACUGCAGGAUCCAAGGGGGACUCAGGUGCACCGUAUUCGAAUGAUAUCAAAUUUGACCCCCUUUUAUUGUAAUUUUACAGUCUGUUUACCUUUCCAUCCCUAGCCCCUUCCCCCCCAAUCCCACCCCCUUCUUUAGGCAGAUCUGCAAAGUCUGGAUAGGUGAAAGCAGUAUGGCAUACACUUUACUUAGCAGCUUAGCCUGUUGGAGGGUUAGAUGGUGCUGUCACAGUACUGCUUACACCUAUCCCAAACCUUGAGGAUCUUCCAGACCAAUGAGCUAAGGGUUAGGGACUGAAAUGGAACCGGGCCUACCUUGUUUGAUGAAUGUUCUCUCAUGUACAGUAAUGUCAAUCUUUCAUGGUUCACGAUGAGCUUUCAUAGGUGAAAACAAGGGCUUCACAUUAUUGAGUAGACAAAGGAACCACUCGUGUGUGGGUAUGGUACAGUACUUCUCUGUUAGGAUAACAUAUUUAUCUAAUGUUAAAUUAUUGUUGUGCAGUGUAAUUGCACCGUAAAGUGUCAUAUUGAACUGAGAUGUGGUUGGAGGGGUUUCUACUGUGGCCAGUGGUUGGGGUUUCAAGCGUUGUGGGUGAAUCAUGUGGUUUGGGGGGUGUGGUACCCCGAUCCAGAGCUAAAUACAAGUCUUUUAACACCUCUAUGGGUUUCAGAAUGUGUGGGGCAGGGGACCCUACAGCCAGCAUCUUGUGUAGACGUAUGCUCUGUGUUAAAUGUGAAAUGCACUUUAUUUUUUGAAAGAAAAACAACUUAAGUAUCUGCAAAAUGAAAACGCUUAAUGAUAAUCAACAUGCACUAACUCAGGGGUUCUCAAGCUUUUGGGGGCCGGGGACCCCGUUUGUGAUAGCAAAUUCAUCAGGGACCGUCUCAUAAUCAGAACACAACUUGAGCGAGAUACAAAUUGCAUAAGGAUGAACCAAGUCUCGGACCCUGGGAAGGAACAUUUUAAAGGCCCAUCUCUUGGCAUCGGAGUGAAAAUGUUGCAGUUUAGCAACUUCCCUGCAAUUCUAGUUCUACACAUUUUGUAAUGGUGCUGAGAGAUUUUUGGUUGUUGCAGCUUUAAAGCUAACACCCUGCAAUUCUAAACAUUUUACCAUGAGGCAGAGAGAAAACGUUGCUGUUUUAUAUCUUAAAUUACGGUGCAUUUAUAUAGAAGAAAAUUGGGCAGUGGUGUGUAUUAAUGGAUGCCAAGGAAAGCCAGGCUUCCUGAAUUAUUUUUCUUUUUCCUCAUAAUUUUCCUUCAAUUCGCAAGAGGCUGAAUGUAUCUCACCAGAGAAAGCUGUCUGGUUACAAAGAUUGUUGCCGUCCGUAGCAUUGAAUGCAAGGUAAUCCAGUGAGUAUUUGACCUCCCUUGAUAAAAAAAAUGUAAAAUAAUAGCCAAUCAGCGUUGAGCUAAACUGAGUGAGCUCAACCUUGAGUGGUCCUGGCGCACAAAAAAAAACUGUAAAUGGAAGCCAGUUUGGGUUUGGCUUCACACCAAUCACAUCAAAAGCAAAACGUAAUUGACAGAAAAAACUUGAAUUGUUGCAUCUUGUGUUGUUGUCCUCCAGUGGCUAGCUAGCUUUUGUCCCUUUCCUAAAUUAGAGAUGGAUGGAGAUAGGGAUUUGGACUUCUGGUUUUAAUUAAUUCUCCAUACUGCCAAUGAUUAUAAUGACGAUUCUGAUCCAACCAUAAAUGUAUACAUUGUUCCUCUGGCCUGAGAGGAUGGAAGUUCAAUAUGUAGCUAGAUGUAGAAGGCUAAUGUUAACUAGCUGGUUCAUCGUUGCCCAUGAACGGAAGCUAGGCUAGCGAGCAAGCAUUUUAGUCAGGUAGCCUAGGACAACAAAAACUAAAAGCAUGUACUGUAUGACAGAGUCAUAGACCGUUUCUCAACAUGAAAGAGAGGAUGGCAAUGGCGUUUCUCUACAAGUAAGGUGAGUCAACAUGUUUUUCUACUUGCAUGAAUGCAUACACACAUAUACACACACAGAAAUCAGAACCAUGGACAGCCACAUAUUUAGCUUACGUUGAUUGGACUAAAUUGUUUUUGGUAUCCUUUAGUUGCCACUGAAUUAGACUAAGCAUUGAUGCUGUUGAAAUGUUGAAGUAGAAAUGGUGUUGGAAAAGUGGAGGCAGCUCCUGUUUUCUUUGCGACUUGCGGUAACUCUGGUGUUUUAAAUCAAUAGUUGUUCAGUAGUCAUAAAAUGUCAGAAACAUUAAC
Salmo salar (Atlantic salmon) is the source of this 6590-nucleotide messenger RNA. RefSeq names its product G-protein coupled receptor 12. Gene Ontology annotation, biological process: G protein-coupled receptor signaling pathway. Lineage: Eukaryota; Metazoa; Chordata; Actinopteri; Salmoniformes; Salmonidae. The record is from RefSeq and is a predicted model, not a curated record. Gene Ontology annotation, cellular component: membrane. Gene Ontology annotation, molecular function: G protein-coupled receptor activity.